AUGAGCAGGGAGCACGGGCAGCCGCCGUCUGGGGCCCGAAAGGGCCGUCGCUCCAGAGACAAGAAGUCCCGGAAGCGGAGCCGGCGCAAGGAAACCUACUCGAUAUACAUCUACAAGGUGCUGAAGCAGGUGCACCCCGACCUCGGCAUCUCUUCCAAGGCCAUGAGCAUCAUGAACUCGUUCGUGAACGACGUGUUCGAGCGGCUGGCCGGCGAGGCCGCCCGGCUGGCCCAGUACUCGGGCCGCACCACACUGACGUCCCGGGAGGUCCAGACGGCCGUGCGCCUGCUGCUGCCUGGCGAGCUGGCCAAGCACGCCGUGUCCGAGGGCACCAAGGCCGUCACCAAGUACACCAGCGCCAAGUGA
Molecule: messenger RNA, 366 nt
Organism: Phyllostomus hastatus (greater spear-nosed bat)
Lineage: Eukaryota; Metazoa; Chordata; Mammalia; Chiroptera; Phyllostomidae
Product: histone H2B type 2-E1
Exons: 2
Coding region: 1-366 (121 amino acids)
Cellular component (GO): nucleosome
Molecular function (GO): DNA binding; structural constituent of chromatin; protein heterodimerization activity
Source: RefSeq, a predicted model, not a curated record